AUGGCUGAGCUCUUUCCUUUGAGCUUGAUAGUAUCGGCGCUUCAAGUGUGGCCCCAUAACUUUCAGAUCUCGUCUGCUCUGUAUCUGCACCAUUGCGUUUGUCACUCCGCGAUCAUCUCAAUAUACAAUUUUUCAUCAUCCGAGCAUGACAAGCACAAAGAUGCAUUGUCGUUACGAAGGGUAACUCUUUACGAUAGCUGGCUGGUUCUCUGGUGGUUGCCCCUCGGUGCCACCAGAAUGAGUUAUGGACAGCAACCAAACUAUAAGGUUACCACACGCUCGUAUGUUUCGCCAACGGCAUGGAACGGCGGGAAUAUACCUUUCGGUGAUGGCGGAUGGGAAUACUCUGUAUACAAAUCUAGAAACCUUGAUGACUUCUGCUCACCUAAUAAUUCACAUGUCCAGAAGGGUAAACUCAAAUCUCGGACAGCAUCCGCACAAUCAAACAUUUCCGCACUCGGAGCUGGGAUCCCGUCAAAGUAUCAGCCAAUAGGAAUCAAACGAGUUUAG
Molecule: messenger RNA, 510 nt
Organism: Sclerotinia sclerotiorum 1980 UF-70
Lineage: Eukaryota; Fungi; Ascomycota; Leotiomycetes; Helotiales; Sclerotiniaceae
Exons: 3
Coding region: 1-510 (169 amino acids)
Source: RefSeq, a predicted model, not a curated record